CUUAACGUAUUGCUUAUUCUCCGAGCACAGUCAUGGCAGGCCAUCUAAACCCCUUCAUUACCAAGCUAAAGAAGGAUUUGACUUGUACUAUCUGCAAACGAUUCUUCAACGGUCCUACCACACUGUCGUGUCUUCACAGCUUUUGCUCAAAGUGCCUCAUCGACUGGAACAAAACAUGCAAAGAGGGACGACAACGAUUUUCUUGUCCGAUAUGUAAAAAGCCAAUCGAUGGUUCAGGGAUUGAUAUGUCCAAACCCCGCAUUUCGUUUUAUCUUGAAUCUCUAAUAACUCUGGUCUCUUCAAUAGAGGGCAAAUCAAAACAAGGAUCGCAGCCCCCUGAAUGCAAAUGCUGUGCUCUAGAUCAUAAAAGUCAUAAUAAGGUUAGCAUCCUGGAGGAAACUAAAAGCAUCAAGCAAACGCUGCGCCAAGACAUGAAAGAAUUGAAUAAAGUGGUAGAGAAAUACAACCAGGAAAAGGAAAAGAUCAGAGAAAGUAUGGCGACAAUUCAAAGCCAUUUUGAGAGUGCUAAAAAGAGCGUUCGUGGCGUCGCGGAAACGGCCUUCAAGCUGAUUAUGGACCAUGAGAACGAAAUGAUAAAAGUGCUGAACGAAAAAGAGCGUAUGCAGAAGUCAGAGUGUCUAAGAUUACAGGGAAAAAUAAAUAGUGAACUGCAAAAUGUCUCUGAAAUCCAGCUUCAAUACCAGUGUUUGUUGGAGAACGACGUCUCUCUUGAAAUUAUAGAAAAGCAGAAUUUCCUACAGAAAAAAUGCAACACGAUUCUGGACAAGGAAGCAAUGCUACAAAAGAAGCCGAUGCUCAAGAGGGGAAACGUGACAGUAGAUUACGUGACAAACCCAGAAGUAAUGCAAUCUUUACAAAAUAUUGGAAAGCUUGUCGAGACAAAGCCAUUGGAUCCUUCACGUUGUACCAUUGAAGCACUUAAAGAGGUUCGAAACGGUUAUUUCAAUGAGCUCGAGUUUGAAAUUGUCACGCGUGACUGUGACGGUGAAGUAUGUUGCGUGACAGGAAAUUUUGAGAUCAGAAUCAUUGAUCAAGAAGGAGACGAAAUCGAAAAAAAUGCAGCAAUAAGUGAAGAGAAAGGAAAAUACCGGGCAGUUGUGACAUACAGGGCAGAGAAAAAAUCACCUUGCGAAAUCCAGGUGAAUAUUGGUGGAAAAAGAAUCAAAAACUCUCCACAAAUUGUAAACAUGAAAUGAUAA
This is a messenger RNA of Actinia tenebrosa (Australian red waratah sea anemone), 1220 nucleotides long. RefSeq names its product tripartite motif-containing protein 2-like. Gene Ontology annotation, molecular function: zinc ion binding. The record is from RefSeq and is a predicted model, not a curated record. Lineage: Eukaryota; Metazoa; Cnidaria; Anthozoa; Actiniaria; Actiniidae.